AUGGUACAGAGGAUUAAUAACAUGAGGGAACUGAAAGAAUUGUUCAGCACUGCUGGAAACAGGCUUGUGGUGGUAGAGUUUUCAGCACCGUGGUGUGGCCCCUGCAAAAUAAUUGCUCCUGUUUUCCAGGCAAUGUCUUUAAAAUACCAAAAUGUCAUGUUUGCUCAGGUGGAUGUGGACUCAUCUAAGGAAUUGGCUGAAGAAUAUCACAUCAUAGUAGUGCCCACAUUCCAGAUGUUCAAGCACACCCGAAAGGUCACUCCAUUCUCAAGACUCAAAAGGACACUGUGCUGUCUCAGAAGUGAACCGAAGAGCAAGAAGAUUUUUGAAUUUCACGGAGCUGAUGUUGAGAAACUGGAAGAGAAGAUUCUAGAGCUAAUGUGA
This is a messenger RNA of Apodemus sylvaticus (European woodmouse), 384 nucleotides long. RefSeq names its product thioredoxin domain-containing protein 8-like. NCBI's taxonomy places the organism in Eukaryota, Metazoa, Chordata, Mammalia, Rodentia, Muridae. The transcript is spliced from 6 exons. The record is from RefSeq and is a predicted model, not a curated record. Bases 1 to 384 code for a protein of 127 amino acids.